GACAGAGGGGCGACCAUUCCCUGAAGCUCCCAUCCAGGCGAGGGCCGCUGCAGCAUCCGUAAAGAGGGAAUAUCGUUUUUUAAAAGCUUGAUUUUGAAGGUGGAAUCGAACGAAAAAUGUCUUAUCAAGGAAAAAAGAACAUCCCAAAGAUCACGAGCGACAGGCUUCUGAUCAAAGGAGGGAGGAUCGUGAACGAUGACCAGUCUUUCCAUGCUGAUAUCUACAUGGAGGAUGGCCUCAUUAAGCAGAUCGGUGACAACCUGAUCGUUCCCGGUGGCGUGAAGACCAUCGAGGCCCAAGGAAAGAUGGUGAUCCCAGGUGGCAUUGACAUCCACACCCACUUCCAGAUGCCGUACCGUGGAACCACAACCGUGGAUGACUUUGCUCAGGGAUCAAAGGCUGCUCUUGCCGGGGGCACGACCAUGAUCGUGGACCAUGUGAUCCCAGAUCCCGGUAGCAGCCUGAUGGAGGCCUAUGACCAGUGGAGGCAGUGGGCCGAUGAGAAGGCCUGCUGCGACUACUCCCUCCACGUGGAUGUCACUCACUGGAACGACAGCGUAAAGCAGGAAGUGGAUAACCUCAUUAAGGAGAAAGGCGUGAACUCAUUCCAGGUCUACAUGGCUUACAAGGACUACUACCAGAUGAGCAACAGUGAGCUCUAUGAGGUCUUCACCUUCUUGGCAGAGAGGGGAGGCAUUGCUCAGGUUCAUGCUGAAAAUGGGGAGAUCAUUGCAGAGGAGCAGGCCCGCAUGCUGCAGAUGGGUAUCACUGGACCAGAGGGACAUGUGCUGAGCAGGCCAGAAGAGCUGGAGGCAGAGGCGGUGUUUCGUGCCAUCACCAUUGCCAGCCAAACCAACUGUCCUCUCUAUGUGACCCGGGUCAUGAGCAAGAGUGCCGCUGACAUCAUCUCACAGGCCCGGAAAAAAGGAAAUGUUGUGUUUGGGGAGCCAAUCACAGCCAGCCUGGGGACUGAUGGGACACAUUACUGGAGUAAGAAUUGGGCCAAGGCGGCUUCCUUUGUAACAUCACCCCCUCUUAGCCCUGACCCCACCACUCCAGACUAUCUGAACACACUGCUCUCAAGUGGAGACCUGAGUGUGACUGGCAGCGCUCACUGUACCUUCAGCGUGGCCCAGAAAGCCAUUGGUAAGGAUGACUUCACUCAGAUCCCAGAGGGUGUCAACGGAGUGGAGGAGCGAAUGGCCCUCAUCUGGGAUAAAGCUGUGACUACAGGUAAGAUGGAUGAGAACAUGUUUGUGGCAGUGACCAGCACCAACGCAGCUAAGAUCCUGAACCUGUACCCCCGUAAGGGUCGGAUCGCUGUGGGCUCCGAUGCUGACCUGGUCAUCUGGGACACAGACUCCAUCCGUACCAUCACUGCCAAGACACACAACUCGGCUGCUGAGUACAAUAUCUUUGAGGGCAUGGAGCUGCGUGGAGCCCCACUCGUGGUGAUUUGCCAGGGGAAGAUUGUUCUGGAAGAUGGGAACCUGCAUGUCACCUCUGGUGUGGGCCGCUUCAUCCCCUGCUCCCCCUUCCCUGACUUUGCCUACAAGCGUGUUAAAGCCAGGAAGCAGCUGGCGGUCCUGAGGGCAGUGCCCAGGGGAAUGUACGACGGCCCUGUGUCUGAAUUCUCCAUGUCCCGUGGUGGUACCCCUUCUGCCUCGGCACGUACCUCUCCCACCAAACAGCCCGUCAGAAACCUGCACCAGUCUGGAUUUAGUCUAGCAGGUAACCCUGCACCAUGCGGUCCCCCUACUCCAGAUGACAUCCCCAUCAGGCCUGCUGGCCGGCGUAUUGUAGUGCCCCCUGGUGGUCGUUCCAACAUCACAUCCCUGAGUUAAAUAGCUGGAAGAGGAGGGGACGCAUCCAGAAAACGGCAGAAGCCAGAGUGCAGGGGGAGGGAGGGAGAGGGGGGGGAUGCAGAGGACCAUGAUUAGUUAAAAUUUAAAAGAGCAAAACACUGAAUCCUCAUGCCUUACCUGUCACAAUGCUACCUUGCUCAGAUGAGAACAGUAUCCCUUUUCCUGGGCAAUUUGGACCAGAUCAGAGCACUGAAAUGGUUUGAAAUUGCAACUAAAGGAUGAAGUCACCACCAAAGCACAGUCCACAUAACCUGUCUUAGCCUCACAUCUUCUCAGUACAGAAUACACUACACAUAUGGUGAAAACAUGUCCACUUGAUGCUUUGGUCAUUUGAAAAUACACCAGUAAAACUGCAUAGUAUCACGUUCAACCAAGAAAACAAACUGCAUUCACAAAGGAAAACGGAUACUGCUUUUCUCAGAAUGAUGCUAUGGUUCUUUCAUCCUGUUUGGCUUUCAAUGUCACCCCCUUUUCAGUAGCCUGCUUUCUCCAUAGUCAGCAAAACAUAACACUAGAUCCCACAUUAGCCAUGUAUUACCAUGCAGUACCGUUGAUUAGCUCUAGGUGGCAUUGUAUAUACAGUAGAUGUAAUGUAGCUUUGUGAAUGAUGUUGCAGCCAGUUUGGGUUUACUGGACCAAGUAAAAAGGUGUUUAUCAAAUCUUAGAGCAGGAGUGCUGUUGGACAUGGAGCUGCAUGGGCCACAUUAACAUGGGUGACGUGAUCCAUGAUCCUUUUGCCCCCCUCCUCUGAGGUUCUUGAUCAAUACCAUCCCCAUGAUAUAUUGAUUACAUUAUUAUUGAUGUUAAAAAAGGAAGAUAGACACAUCUGCUUAAGGAAAGAUUUUGUGAAGACAAAAUAAUAGAAAAAAAUAAAUAUUAGAAAGGGUUUUACUAUUCUUUACCCCCCCAAAGGUUUAUGUCAGGUUUUUUUUUUUUUGCACACCAUCAUUGCUGUAUAAAAAAGAACAUUGUAAAAAUCCGUCCUUUGCAUUUGCUUCUAGCUUAUUGCCUGCUUCCGUCACCCUGAUAUCAUCUUGAGAAGGACAACAGAAGAAAAAGAUAAAAACCUGAACAAGAACAACAAGAAGUAAACUCAACAGUUCCUUGUAGCUCAGCCAUAACUUGCAAAGAAGAGCUUAGUAAUUGAGGACAACUACAAAAAAAAAAAAAAAAAAAAAAACAGAUGCAAUGAAAUGAUUAAGUAACAAAAACCUGCUUUCAGAUAACAGCACUUCACCUCUGGCUUUACGUUUUCAUUCCUGACAGACUGGGCUCUCAUUUUAGGACAAGAGGAAGACCAUCAUGCCCUUGUCAUCCCAACAUAGCCCCCUAUAAUGCAAUCUUGACCUAUACUAAUUCAACAUCAGCCUGAAUACGACCUGAAACACUCUGGAUCUGAUUGUGUCAGGGGUGCAGGGGCCUCAGAGCUCUUUUUUAUGUCUCUGCUGUUUUUCUGAUAAGGCAGAGGAUUGCGGUGCAGUAAGGGAAGCCUUUAUUUUUGUCACUGUCCCACUGUGGGGGAGGGAGGGAAGGAGAUGGCGUUUUUAUUUGGCAGUGGUGUGGCAGAUUUUGAGGCAGGCACAAGUGGUGGUUUGUUGUAUUUAUGUUAGUUUGACAACCUUUGUUAUUGUUUUUAUGUUGUUUCUUUUUUACUGUUGUAUCAAAACCCAGAGAUGGCAGGUCAAAAAUAAGGUGUGUUGUGGAGGUAUGAUUUGUUUCCUGAAUAAACAUGAGUUGCAACUGA
This is a messenger RNA of Toxotes jaculatrix (banded archerfish), 3609 nucleotides long. RefSeq names its product dihydropyrimidinase like 3 (gene dpysl3). The record is from RefSeq and is a predicted model, not a curated record. Bases 117 to 1844 code for a protein of 575 amino acids. Gene Ontology annotation, molecular function: hydrolase activity, acting on carbon-nitrogen (but not peptide) bonds, in cyclic amides. The transcript is spliced from 14 exons. Gene Ontology annotation, biological process: actin crosslink formation. Lineage: Eukaryota; Metazoa; Chordata; Actinopteri; Toxotidae. Gene Ontology annotation, cellular component: cytosol; cytoplasm.